Molecule: messenger RNA, 2196 nt
Organism: Uranotaenia lowii
Lineage: Eukaryota; Metazoa; Arthropoda; Insecta; Diptera; Culicidae
Exons: 3
Coding region: 1-2196 (731 amino acids)
Source: RefSeq, a predicted model, not a curated record
AUGGCAAACUUUUACACCCAGAUUGACCACGAAUACGGCACCGAAGCAAAACAUUCACUAAAGAUGUUCGCUAACCUGAACCGCAAGAUGGGAAAUAUGACAACUAGGAAAGAUUUCCUAAUAAGAUGCCGACAAACAGGUAUGUUUCCCCCACACAUCACAGACGUUUUUCGAUGUGUCUUUGCGCUGUUUGAAGACAACAGCCCCUACCUGAACGAGCUCGACAGGCAGAUUCAUCAGCAAAAACGCGCGGCCCAAACUGACCGUAAAUAUCGAAAGAUUAUGGACAGAUCGAUAAAAUCCCUCGAGCAGAAAACGCCAUCACAUAACCUCCGGGCGUUUCACAACAGCACCACGGUAGAGGUACCGCAACCUGUUCAACUCUUGCUCAGUCUGGGAUCCAAGUUCGCUCUGCCGCCCCCAAUUACAUCACCAAAAACAUUCUAUCAUCUAAUAGCAGAUAUCGAAGGAAUAAUUGAAACGACAGAGGACGAAGAUAUCAAGAUCCGCAACCGCAGCGCAGCGGCUAACAAAAUAAUAAACCACAUCCACUCGCAGAAAAAUAGAACACGAUGCAGUCCUUCAGACAACUUCUACAAAAACGCGAUUAUCGCCACAAAACAAUUUUUAAAAUCUGAUCCGAGCAUCAUCGUACUCGAAGCCGACAAAGGUAACGUAACAGUAAUGAUGAAACGCGAAGAUUACGAUGCAAAGAUGGAAACACUUAUCGGGGACAAAAGCACAUAUGCAAGCCUUACUCGCGAUCCUACAAAUGGUUUCCAAACUAAAAACAACGAGUUCGCAAAAAGGUUAGCAGAUUUAAAAUUAAUCAACAGGGCAACAGAAUUAAAGCUAAAAACGUAUAAAGCAACAGCCCCUUGCAUCUACGGGACACCCAAGGCACACAAAGUAGGCUUGCCAUUAAGACCAGUAGUACCAUGCAUGACGUCACCAUCUUAUGAACUGUCUAAAUACAUAGGACGAAUACUUCAAGCAUCGAUCAACAGCAAAUACAACGUCAAAGAUUCGUUUGAGUUCUGCGAUUUCAUCAACAAUGUUGUACUUCCACCGGAUCACAUCCUCGUUUCUUUCGAUGUUGUUUCCCUUUUCACCUGUAUCCCCCGGGACCUAGUUCUCCGCAACAUCAUCAACAACUGGGACGCGAUAAAGAAGAACACAAACAUAAAUUUGGACAUGUUCCUCGAAAUCGUUAACUUCUGCAUGAGCUGCAGUUAUUUCAGAUUCAAAAACAAAUUUUACCAACAAACAUACGGCACGGCGAUGGGCAAUCCUGUGUCCAGCCCGAUAGCUGACUUUGUGAUGGAAUCACUUUUAGACAAUGUCACACGGACACUCGAUUUCCAGAUCCCGAUCCUAAGGAAAUACGUUGAUGACCUACUGCUAGCCCUACCAAGAGAACAUGUCGAACAGGUAAGAGAAAAGUUCAAUCAAUACCACCCGAAAAUCCAAUUUACUGUCGAGAUAGAAUUAGUGCAGAAAGCGAACGAAACCGACACCACCAGCCAAAACACACAAGACACACCCACACAACAUUACCGAUCCAUAUUGAACAUCGACGGCCUAACUGCGAACAUAGUUCGCUCACUGAAAACGGACUAUCCGCAAGUACGCAUCGGCACCACGCAACAACAUACGAUACGCAGCCUACUGCCUGUGGUUAAGGACCCGAUACAACCGAUCGAUCGUUCCAAUGUGGUCUACAAUAUCCCAUGCGCAGGCGCAUCCGACCGUAACGAGACAUGCUCAAAAGUUUAUGUUGGGCAAACUAGCUACAAACUUCGUACUAGAAUGUCCAAGCAUAAAUGUGACGUCACCAAAUUAAACCGAAUCAUCGCCUCAGGGUCCACAGCAUCAGACCCAGCCAUCAGAGAGCUACGACAAUCGGCCGUUGUUGAACAUUGCUUCGACCAGGGACACAUGUUCGACUUUGAAAAAGCCACCGUUCUCGACAGCUCCAACAAGCACCGCCGGCAUCUAGAGGUACUCGAAAUGUGCUAUAUCCAAAGCACUCCGAAUACCGUCAAUAUACAGAGCGACACGGACGGAAGAGCGAUCUCCUACGGCGGAGUGUUCCACACACUCUCCCAGAUAGCUCACAAGCACUCAUCGGCGCCGGUUUCUGGCUAUGAAGAAGAAACCCAAACAACAAUAACAAACUGUGAGUCGAGUGGAUAA